This is a messenger RNA of Linum trigynum, 3231 nucleotides long. The record is from the annotation of a GenBank genome assembly. NCBI's taxonomy places the organism in Eukaryota, Viridiplantae, Streptophyta, Magnoliopsida, Malpighiales, Linaceae.
ACUAUAAUCUAUAACUCGAGGUUAUAUGAUCUGAAAUAACCCAACCCGACUUGAUUGCAUAUACCCGACUCAAUAGGAUCUCUCGGUAAGUGACAUAAUAUUUUAUACUAAAGUCGUGGUUUAACCGCUCAAAACCGUUAAAACCGCUUACCAUUUGAAUUCUGGUACCUGGUAGGGGUGUACAUGGGUCGAUUGGUUCGGGUUUGGUCAUUUUAAUCACCCGACCCGUAUACUACUGUUUUGAAAAUGUUAAAUCCAACCCAACAACAAAAAAAUGCUUUGAAAAUGUUUAAUCACCCGACCCGUAUACUACUGUUUUGAAAAUGUUAAAUCCAACCCAACCCGUAUACUACUGUUUUAAUUAAAACCCUACGAUUUGUUUAUAAUUGGGUUGGGUCGUGGAGAUACUUUUAAUUAAAUAUCAAACCUAACACAGAAAUGCAACUAUUAUACACUACGAAAAUAUUAUAUAACUAAUUAAGUUUUUAAACAAAUAAAUCGAGGCAAAAAGUUUCAAUAUGUAUAAAUAUUGUUUGGAUUUUAAUGAAAUGCAAUUUAUUUCAACAUAUGUCUAGUUUUUUCAUAAAUAUUUGUUGAAGUAAGCUAAAGUAGUUAUAAGCUAAUACAUUCAUAAUAUGUUGUUCUUCUAAAAUGGUACACACAAGAAAAAAAAUUACGUGAAUCAUAGCUUAUAUUACAUCUACGUCUAAAUAUUAAGUUGUAGAAUAUAUUAGACUAGAGAAACUACAAGAGAAAAAUAUGAUACAAUAGCUUACUUUUCUCACAAAUAUGUUUAUUUAUGAGACAAAUAUGUGUUGUAUACGAACAUUUAUGACAAUAGUUCAACACGGGUUGGGUCAGGUUCUACGGGUUGUGUUACUCAAAAUCCGAACUCAACUCAAUAGAGGAGGGUUGUACAAAAGAAAACUCUCACUAAAUCUUAAACUUUAAUUUUGAUGAUAAAUACGUAUGAGUUGGAUUGGGUUGGACGGAUGAAUCGGGUUGAAAGGAUGAAUCGGUUUACGAGUUGUUUGUUCACCCCUAGUACCUGGUAUUUCCUAUACAAUUGGAUGAAAAUGUACGGUAUGUAAAACAUUGAUUUUUUCUCGCAACCACAAAAGUGAGGGCAAGGUAAGGGAGGACUUUGGAAAGGGGGUGACUUGUCCAAAAGGCAACGAACCCGAAGGAAGGAAUCCUAAGAAAGAGAGGGAUAGUGGGUUUACUUUAGCCCCUGAAACGCCAUUGUUUUGGCCUUCCUAUGGAGACGUGCCUUGCCUGCUUCUGCUGUUUCUCUCCCGGUCUCGCAUCUCGUGGAAAUCUCCAUUUCACCCCCUGCCUGCCUGCCUUCCUUGCAAAAUUUGGGUCGAAAGUCGAAAAGCAACAUAGAGAGCGAAUCUAUUCUUUAAUCAUUAUGCCUACUAGGAAGGAGACGAAUGGAUUGCGAAUUGAUUAAGGGGAGGAAGGAGACCAAAAAGAGAGGAUAAUUGCGGGGAAGGCAUUAUGCUUAAUUAUAGGUGACGGUUGUUGAACAAAUCCUCUGUCUCGUCUCGAGAGCCAAUAGGAUGCAACCAAAUGGAGAGCUGCCUUUUGGUUUUGGGGGGUUUUCCAUGACAUUUUUCUGCCGGUGAGGUGUGACUGUUAACGGAAAUCAAGUAAACGGUGGAGACGACUGAACUGAUAGAAGGCGAUAGAGGACGAGAGAGAGAAUUUUGAGAUUUCAACGUCCCAUGGAGCGGCGGAGCUGAGCAGCGAGAGAGAGAGAGGGAACGAAGGAAUGGGUCUCAUCACUCAUAGAGUCGACAGAAGCGAAAUCCAGCCAGGAGAUCACAUCUACACUUACAGAGCCGUCUUCACUUACUCCCACCAUGGAAUUUAUGUUGGGGGAAGCAAAGUAGUCCACUUUACCCCCAAAAAGACGGCACAAUCUAGAGAUGCUUCUUCUUCUACUGCUGCAAUUAUUAAUACAGACUCGGUGCCAAGCAUUCCAUCAUCCUGCUGCGAGAUCUUUCCGGACUGUGGAUUCAGGCAGCCAGGCAGUGGAGUUGUCUUAACAUGCCUUGACUGCUUCCUUGGCAAAGGAUCUCUCCACUUGUUCGAGUACUCCAUCCAAACUUCGCUGUUCCUCACCAAACUGAGAGGUGGCACUUGCUCCACAGCAGCUUCCGACCCACCACAAUCCGUCGUCCACCGAGCAAUGUACCUACUUCAGAAUGGAUUUGGCAAUUACGAUGUGUUUCGGAACAACUGCGAGGACUUUGCUCUCUACUGCAAGACGGGCUUGCUGAUAACGGACAGCCAAGGUGUUGGGAGGAGUGGUCAAGCUUCUUCGGUGAUUGGUGCUCCUUUAGCUGCUAUUCUCUCUUCGCCACUCAAGUUGCUGAUGCCAAGUCCGGUGGGCGUCGCCACAGUCACUGCUGGGAUGUACUGCAUGAGCAGAUAUGCUACUGAUAUCGGUGUGAGGAGCGAUGUGAUUAAAGUAGCUGUUGAAGACUUGGCUGUUAACCUGGGUUGGGGAGACGAGACCGUGGAAGCCGGCGAUGAUGCUUCUUCUCAGCUCACUGAUUACCAUGUGAUUCAAAGGAAAGAUUAAAAGACUUCGGUAAUUCAUGAUCCUGCAUAUACAUACAUAUGCAUUCUUUUGAAUCAGCAAGUUGUUAUCUCUACUAAAAGCUUCUUUCUUUGAAGAAAACCCAUUGUUACCUUCUUGCGUCUGUCUGUCUGUCUGUCACAAGCAUUGGUGUUUGGUGAAGUAGGAAAGGGUCAAAUUAAAUUUCUGAUAUGGAACUUAUUAUUGUUCGUUCAACAUCAACUAUAAGAGUAAGAUUUAUAUAUUUUAGCUGCUCUGUAUGUACAUUUGGUUCGGAUCGGUUGCGUAGCGCAUUCCAUGAUUGGGAGCUCCUUCAGCGUAUCCUAUAUUGUGCAGUGACCUGCUCUUCCUCUUUUCCACUUUAGAUUAUGUCAUCAUGGUAGUUGAUAAAUAACCAAAGAACAAAAAAGCUGUCUACCCACUUGAACCAGCAAUGACAAUGAAUAAGAUGGAAUGCUGGUCAGGAGGAUAAGUUCUGCCUAGUGGAGCAACUAAUUAGAUUUAUUAGUUACUACUGCUUACUGAUAAUUUCCCUGUCCCAGCAAAUCAGACAUAUAACUGAUUUCAGUAUCUGGGUUACAUUAUAAUCAACCAGACUUGCUUUUCUGCUGUUCAGUGCUGUGCAAUGAAUAGAGUUGUGAUUA